Messenger RNA from Oldenlandia corymbosa var. corymbosa, 4642 nucleotides. NCBI's taxonomy places the organism in Eukaryota, Viridiplantae, Streptophyta, Magnoliopsida, Gentianales, Rubiaceae. The record is from the annotation of a GenBank genome assembly.
CUUCCUUUGGGUUUCUAGUUCUUCUUUGCUGCUGGCUACGUUGGUUUUAUUAUCAUUACUUUGUGUUUUGAGCAGGGUCUCAUUUAUUUUGUCAAAAUUAAUGGAGAAUGUGCUGGAAAUGAUGAUGUUCUUGGUUUAUUGAGAUUGGUACCGAGUUAAUUAUUGUGUUUUUCAUUAUGAGAAUUCUUCUGUUUCCUGAAUUGGGUUUAAUUUGGUUGUGGUCAAGGAUGAAUAGAAAUGCGGCCAGAAAUAGUUUGGUUUAAUCUAGAAUAUGAUCUUCCUGGUCAUGUUUCAAUCUUUUAGUAAUUGAUUGGGUUUUGUUCAAGCUUGGGCACUUAUUCGUUAUUCAUCUUUAAUUGAGUUGGAAUCAGUAUUAUGAAUCAUUUCCAACCACUUUGCUGUGCUUCCCCAGCUCUUAGAUGUUUGUUUAUGUGGAUUCUUGCAUUAAGGUAUUUGUUUAAAUAUUUUGUUUCCUCUUUUCCCUUAGUUUUGGUUCUGCUUAGUCCUAAUUUGCUUCAGUUGGAUAUGGGUUUGAGAACUUAGCGAGGUUUGAUGAUACUUCGGUUGGUUCUCCCUUCUCCCCUUUCGCCUUCUAUAGCUUCAGUGAAAAUGGAGUAAAGUAGUUUUAGGUCGGUAAGAGUUAUAGGAGUUUUUGUGCUCUUAGAAAUCUUAACUCUUUGGUGUUAUGCAUGGAUUUAACAUUGCCAAACCACCUCAUUGCAGCUCUUACCAUAUGGAUAUUACGUUAGUGCUACCUAAAAAAUAAUUAUAUUGAACAUAAGACUCUACUGGAGAGGUAGACUGGGAACAAGUAGGUAUUACAUACUUUGCCAUUAACGAAAUCAAUUGCCUGUUUAAACCAUUGUCAUUUUUCCUUUGCGGUUGUGUUGAUGAGGAUUGCUGCUAGAUUUAACUUGAAGUGAAACUAACUUAGAUUACAUCUGAGGCAUGAUAAAUGUGCUAACUUGGGCUAAGUGACUUCCCGGUGUCUGACAUGGCACUCAAUUUUGCAUUUUGAUAUGCCUGUAAUAAAUAUGCCAUAGAUAUUAAGGUGCACGUGGAUGGUGCAUCAAGUACUAGUGGAGUAAUUAGGCCAAUUCAUUAUUUAAUCAAUUACAACCAGCAUUUGUGCAUACUAAAGAAUUGUGGUGAAAGAACUGAAAACAUCAUUUCUUCCUCUCUAUUUCCCAUCUCCUUUACUAAACUAUUUACAUUUCUUCUCUUGAUUUGAUGUUUUGCUUGAAGUGCUAUAGCUCGAAUGCCUAUCUCAUGAAGUAUUGUCUCGCCCAUCCAAAAGUUGUUUCAGAUGCCAACAAGGACACCGCUCCUUGAAUUCAGCUCAAAAUGUUCCCUUACAUGCAUUACUUUUUUAAUUUGUAUAACACGUAUUGUGAUACUAUGAUGCUCAAUUACGUGGCUAUGCUGUGUCUUUUGUCUUGAAAUAUACAUGUGGUAAUGUAUUUUUACCAUUCAUAACAUAAUGUAUAUUUUGCAACUUGUGCUUUAUGGGCAACAAAGCUUCGACUUUUCUGUGUCUCUUUUGUUUCUGUUUCUUUCGCUGGCAUUUUCUUCUUUAGUUACCUCAAGUCGGUAUUAUUCCUACCAUCGUGACCUUUGAAAUAAUUCUAGAAGUUGCAAAUGUUAAGGCACCAUUUGAAGAUGUUAAUUCACAUGGACUUCAAGACUUCCAAACUGUCAUCAUUUAAAAGCUGUUGCCACUUCAUGAAUUUAAUUGCGUGUUUUAUCCAAAAAGCUGUUGCACAUACCAACAGAAACACAUUCCUUGAAAUUGUUUUCAGAGUCUGAAUUCUGUGAUGUGAGUUAGUUAUUGUAAAUUGAGUAACAUUUUCUGUUGUACUAAAUUAUGUGGCAUCUAUAGUCCGACUUAUGGCUUGAUUAUAGACGUGAUAACAUCUUUUACCUAUUUAGACUGAGAUAUUGCACAACACAGCCUCUGCUUCCCCAUGACUUUCUUUUUUGUGAUCAUUGAUUUUUCACCUUUGUCGUUUCCUCUUUAAUAUACUUCCCGGCUUCAAUGCUUAGCUCUGUUACCUUGAACAUAAAUGCCAAAGUUGCUAACUAUUCGAACGAAUCAAAUGAAUGGAGAUUUAUGGUCAGAACAAGCAUCAUAAAAGACAAGUUCCUAUCCCAUGAGUUGUUGUGCAUCCAUCCAAAACUUGUUGCACAUAUCAACACAAACAACACUCCGUGCACUUUGUUGUGACGUUAGAUUCUGUGACAUCCAUUACAUUUCGAGAAUUGUUUGACAUGUAUUGUUUUACUACAUUACAUAUGUUGUAUAUUGUGACAUAUGUUAUGAUAUGUACACUUGGUAAUGUAUUGUACCCAUUUAUAUUGAAGGACAUUGAGUAAUGAGUUAUGUAUGGGUAAGCUACCUACCGAUUUUCUGCUUAUUGCUUGUUUGUUGUCAUUAGAUUAGUUGAAGUGGGUCCUAUACUUAGUUCUGUAACUUUUGAAACGAAUUCCAUUGUUAGAAUUGCCAAGAUAUUCCAUUUGAAGACAUAAAUUUGAAUUAACUAAAAAUCUUCCAGAAGAUUCUAAUUUUGAACUAUCAUUAUAUAGGACGGGCUGCUGUUAUCGCGAAUGCAACAAAUUUGCAUCUUCAACUAAUUCUAGUCAUUCGGAGAUGUUAGCUUUACUAAUUCUUUGAGUUUGAGUUUUGAAGGGUAAUUUUUUUUUUCAGAAUGAUAAAAAUCAGCUGUGGAUACCAAAUUUUUUUUUUUCUCUAGGACAUUAUUACUAUUCUAAAUGAAAUGUUGCUAUCAUAUGUAGCCAAUCAUAAAAUAGAUUUACUAUGCCAGUGGCUACUGUUUCUUGUAGAGUUGCAAUGAACUUAAAUAUGCCUUAAUCCAUUAGUUACUCUAUAAAAGGGCAGUCAUCGUGGCAACCAUAUAUUAUGCCAAUCAAGCUAGCCUUCCCCUCUCUGUACUUUUUGACAUCUAAACUGUUCUAGUUAGAUCAUUCAUCAGAAAUAAGUCAAUGAUCAUAUCUCAAAUAGCUUUGCAGCUCAUCUUGAUUAUAGCGGAAUAUUUCCCAUGAAAUUGUUGGAUUGCAUUUUGGUUUAUUUUUGCCUGUAAUAGGGGUUACAUUAUUUUGAACAUGGUUGUUAUUAGGUUAUAUUAUCCAACUGUUUUAUUGAAAUUUGGCUGGGGACAGAUUUAUCUUUCACAUUUCCAUUCAAAAAUGAGAAAAAGACAUGCCAGACAACCAUGCAAUUCAUUAAAUAUUGUGUCAGUUAAUUAAGGAACCAAUGGAUUGGAAACUAAUGUUAGAAUCUCCUAGAUAAUGAUGCCAACUGUAACUUUAUUUCCUGAAAUCAGAUGGAUAUUUACUUGCGGUGAAUGCGAUUACCAAUUUCACAUGAAUUCAUAUGAGACUGGGAUUGUAAAAUGUUCAGUGCGAUGGUAACUGUUUAGUUUUCUGAAUUUGUGCGGCACUUGCUAUUGCUCUUCUUUUUCUUUCUUUUGGUUUAUCUGCUUAUGGUUUCAUUAUGGUGCUGGCGUCUGCCUUUUCUUUUCAACUUGUAUCUCUGGAGGUAAUUCAGCUGUAGUACUUCACUAGAAGUGGUGUGAAACCAGAUUACUACUAAGAUAAAGUUUCUGUUAUUGUCUUCCUGGCCAGCUGAUUUUUAAAACAAUUGUUGAAAUAAGGACAGUUGUGAACCAUAUUUCUCUUGGGAAGGAAUUCUAAUCUUAUGAAAUAUGUGAAAAUAAAUCGGAAAUCAGCAUAUUAGAUCCUGAUCACAGAUGCAUUUUCAGGUGUAUCCCUUUCAAGUAUAGAGAUUCAGGAGAAAAUGGUGAUGAUUCAUCAGAGAGAACUGUUGAAGUUCUGAUGAUUAAUUCAAGUGGUGGACCUGGCCUUCUCUUCCCUAAGGGUGGGUGGGAAAAUGACGAAACAGUUGAGGAGGCAGCAAUUCGUGAGGCAGUGGAAGAGGCUGGGGUGCGUGGGGAUCUACUGCAUUCACUAGGCGAGUACGAGUUUAAGAGCAAAACACUGCAAGAUGAGUCCAGUCCAGAAGGAUUGUGUAAAGCCACCAUGUUUGCCUUACUUGUAAAGGAAGAGCUUGACUCAUGGCCAGAACAGAAUCUUCGCCAACGAAGUUGGUUGACUAUUCCCAAAGCAUUAGAGUGCUGUCGGUAUAGCUGGAUGCGCGAUGCGCUAGAGAACGGGUUCUUAAAGUGGUAUGAUGAUGGCAUGAUUACUCCAAAAAAAGAAGAUAUAUCUAACUAGUUCCAUGAAUUCUCAGUGACCUACUUUUGGGGAGUUGUUUAGGGUCUUUAGCUAGGUGCCAUUUCUGAGUUGUGUUGGUGCCUUCGAACGUACAUUUCAAAAUUUUCGUUAUCCUGUCUAGAUAAUAGAUGGUCAGAGAUAAUCUUAGUAGUUUUCUUAACAUUUGUCUUAGGUUUACUUGUUUUAGAAAUUCUAACCCUUUAAUUUUCGAGCCAUUUCUUACAAACAGAAAAGAGAGAAUUUUUUUUUUUUUUUUAGGGAAAUCAAGCAAGAAAAGAAAUGAAAGUGAGCUCUUCCUUUUUUUUUUUUUUGCGAUUUCCGAUUGUCAUAAUCUGAUGUUUUUCUUGAUAUAUGGUUCUUUUUUUUUAUCAAACAAACAAUCUGAUGUUCC